Messenger RNA from Cylicocyclus nassatus, 474 nucleotides. The record is from the annotation of a GenBank genome assembly. Lineage: Eukaryota; Metazoa; Nematoda; Chromadorea; Rhabditida; Strongylidae.
AUGAUGGAUGUUCCAAGGCAUGACACAAGAACUAGACUAGUCCUAGUCACUCAGAAACUCGAUGAAAUCGCAAUUUACGGAAUGUAUGCAUAUAUCAGGAAUGUGCUCGUGGUAAGAAUGGUGUUCGUUUCCGGCACUAAGGUUAAGAUCGUCAAAAAGAAAGUCACCAAGUUCAAGAGGCAUGAGUCAGAAAGAUACCACCGCCUGAAGCCUAACUGGCGUAAGCCAAAGGGUAUUGAUAACCGUGUUCGUCGACGAUUCCGUGGUAUGCGCGCCAUGCCCACUAUCGGUUUCGGAUCAGACAAAAGAACCAAAUUCGUACUUCCAUGUGGCUACAAGAAGGUCUUGGUCAGAAAUGUCAAGGAUCUCGAUAUGCUUCUAAUGCAGUCAUUCCGAUACAUUGAGCGUGCUGCUCAGUUGAACAUCAAGUUGACCAAUGGUCAUGCUCGUAUUCGCACUGAGGAGAGCGAGUAA